AUGGCAACCAUAGUCUGGGACAAUGACUUUGGUGUCUUUGCGGCUCCGUGCCGCCUUGACUGCAGCAUCUUCAAAGCUGAAGGUGGCCUCAUAGCCAUGGUCAAGCAUUUCUACAAGUGGCUGAACGCUCUCCGCGUGGAAGUUGAGGCAGGUUCAGUGGGCAGGACGGCAGCCUGCGGGAUUCCUGGAGACCGUGUGAUUCCUGUCAUGGAUCUGCUUGACACAUUUUUUCCUAUUAAUGGACGUGUUGAUAUCUCAUGCCACCUUGGAAACAACGCCCGCACACGAGACCCUGAUCCCGUGACCGUGCCAUGGGGUCCUAACAACCAGGACUUGAAGAUCAUCGAUGGGCCUGCAGCCCUUGGCUACAUAUUCAGCGUCGCAAUGCCUCCUAACGGCGCUACCUACGAAAACUACCUUGUGCCGCUGCAAGCAAUUUACAGUCGCUGCCUUUAUCUGGCGUAUAUUCGCAAGAUCGGGACCCCCCAGCCAGUCAAUAACGUUGGGGAUCCCCCUGUCAUGAGCUCUUGUAUCUACUUCCGUGACAUAGGCAAUCAAUUAUGGUUCCUCCUCGGCAGCACAUAUACUCUCUCAUAUGCUGUGGAUGGAGCCGAUACAGCCGAUCAUAAUGCCAAGAGACGCCUGAUGAAUGGCUGGAGACGAGAGCAGGUCCUUGACCCAGCUUUGCAAUCAUACGAACCUGAUCGCGACCUCCCCCCAGAUCCUCAUGUUCUGCCACCUGUUCUGGAACUAGCCGUUGCCGAGGCUAUCUGGAGGAGCCUCCUCAAUAUCCCUCUUGGAAAUAAUGAUGCUAUUCUCGAUCAUACAGACCUCCCACCUGCGGACCCCUGGGUCACUGUGCCCGAGGAUCGCGCAGAGACUCAGUUCGAGAUCAUUGAAAAAGCAGUGAACGCUGCGUGGAAGCUGGCCAACCCUCAAGAUCUUGAUCUUGUGCCCUUCCCCCGCAAUGAACUCUGGGACGCGGGACCGUUCAGUGCUGCCCUGCACGCGGCGCUGGUGAACGUUGUGCGGCGUCGGUGGCUGUUAGGCAAUGGCCGCGAUAAUGCUGCUAUACGGGAUGAAUACAGACAUGUGUUUGACAUCAUGUUUGUCCCAAGGAUGUUUCGGCCCGAUCCAUCUAAUAAACCAAAUAUAAUACUAGGGGAAAUCGACCCUGGACAACUGGUACCGACUUACAUGACCCUGAAAGACAACCUCUUCGAAGAACUCUAUGGGGACGUCAACACAAGCCCUGUUCUUCGCAUGUUGGAUAAUUUAUAUACCUGGGUUAACGAUGGAAAUGAUUACCUUGCAUUUGCAGGUCCAGCAAUUCAAAGGUAUGGCCGCUGUGCAGAGACAUACCCAAUUGCAGGCCGCGUUAUACACCAGGACGAGCUCUUCUAG
Molecule: messenger RNA, 1404 nt
Organism: Trichoderma atroviride IMI 206040
Lineage: Eukaryota; Fungi; Ascomycota; Sordariomycetes; Hypocreales; Hypocreaceae
Source: RefSeq, a predicted model, not a curated record